This is a messenger RNA of Ictidomys tridecemlineatus (thirteen-lined ground squirrel), 3925 nucleotides long. The record is from RefSeq and is a predicted model, not a curated record. Lineage: Eukaryota; Metazoa; Chordata; Mammalia; Rodentia; Sciuridae.
AACCCAGAGGAACUUUUCUACUGAACUAUAUAUCCUCAAUCCUUUUUACUUUUUAGUUUGAGACAGGGUCUUGUUGAGGCUGACCUUGAACUUAUUAUCCUCCUGCCUCAGCCUCUCCAGUCACUGGGAUAAUAGGCAUGCACCAGUAUCCCUGGCUUAGUGCAGACUUUUAAACAUUUUAAAUUGAAAUUCAUAUUAAAAAUGUGGUUCUAGGGCUGGGGUUGUGGCUCAGUGAUAGAAUGCUUGUCUAACAUGUAUGAAGCACUGGAUUUGAUUCUAAGCACCACAUAUAAAAAAAUAAAAUAAAGGUCCAUUGACAAUUAAAAAAUAUUUAAAAAUGUGGUUCUAGCUAUAGUUCUAGCUUCCUGCCUUUUUUCCACACUAAAAGAUUCAGAUUUUCCUUUUUAAAAUUAUUUUGGCUGAGCAUCUUCUAAUUCAAGACUUUUUGGUGUCUCCUUUCUCCUUGAGUCAUUUCCACCUGUUUUAGUCAGCUAUUUCACUGCUAUGACUAAAAGACCUGACCAGCACAAUUAUAGAGGAGGAAGAGUUUAUUUAAGGGCUCACAGUUACAGAGGUCUUAGUCCAUAGAAGGCCAGAUCCCUUUUUCGGAGUUUGAGAUGAGGCAGAACAUUAUGGUGGAGAGCAGCCGGCGCCCAGAGUGUGACUCGCCCGCUUUGCACUGCCUCUUCCACCUCUGUGUCUCGCUGCCGUCGCUGCGCAGCCAUGUCCAAGGAGAAGCUCAAGGAGGGCGUGAAGACGGAGAAUGACCAUAUCAACCUGAAGGUGGUGGGGCAGGAUGGCUCAGUGGUGCAGUUCAAGAUCAAGAGGCAUACCCCAUUGAGCAAGCUGAUGAAGGCCUACUGCGAGAGGCAGGGCUUGUCAAUGAAACAGAUUAGAUUCAGGUUUGAUGGGCAACCAAUUAAUGAAACAGACACUCCAGCCCAGCUGGAGAUGGAGGUUGAGGACACCAUCGACGUGUUCCAGCAGCAGACGGGAGGCAUGGCCUCCAGAGGGACCACCCCACACCCCGCCAUCGACCUUGCAUUUGUAAUUGAAUGGUGAGCGACCAUGCUGAUCACAGAGGAGUCCGAGAAAGACAAGGACAGUCACCAAAACGAUCCUCGAAGCACUUCAAGUGCAGCUCAAAACUCUGCAGGGAUGAGUCUACAGCUUACAUUGGGCCAAUCACAUUGUUCUCUUUGUGAAAUGAGUUUUAAGGUUUGGGGUUUGCUUUUGUUCUUGGUUUUGUUCAUUGCCCUUCUCAAAACAUGUUUUCCUUCAAACUUGUGGCCAAAUGUUGGCUUUCAGUCUGUGGCUAGGCUCUCACCCCUUGAGUAGUGGUUACUGCUGGAGCUACUUGUCCGAAUCACGUGGAGAGCUCAUGUUCACACUGUGCAUCUGUGGAAGAAUGUUGCGGGUAGAAUUCCACCAGGCAUAUUAUUCUAAAAGCUGCAAAUGAUAGACUUUAUCAAACAUAUGGUUUAGUUGAAGGCAAAAUACUGGAAUACUUCUUCAAAAGUAAAAAACAAAAUAAGUCCUUCAGUAAUAAGGCCCAAGUGCUUUCUGCUCCUGAGUGUGUUCCCUCUGGGUCUGAGGCCCAGGAUGACAUGUUUGCAUUCAGUGCCUGGGUGUGGUUAUGUGGGCAAUGAUUGGCACAACCAAAACCAGCUUUUAUCUUUUCAAAACUAGGAAAUAAUUACCAUAUUUCUCAUUUGGUAAUUGUAUCGUGGCCUCAGAUUUACUUCUAACAGAUAAUUAUGGUCUUUAUAUAAAGUAAAAUGAAAUAUCACUGAAUUUACAAUUAUGUUAUAAAGAGCUGCUUCAAAGUGUGGUUGCAAAAGAAACCCACAGAAAGGUGACUUUAGUGUUCUUAUGGAUUUUUACUUUGCCACUGUCCAAAUAAGUAUCGAAAUUAUGCAUUAGAACAGUGACUCCAGUUCUGUGAGAUAUUUGUGAAUCUUUAUCAAUUAAAAUGUUCAUAGUUCUGCCUGUCGUCCUGUAAGGAUCCAUUGCUGCUUGAUGGCCAUUCUCUGCCUUUUAUAGUCCCCUAACAGUAACCCAUCACCUUGCUUGCUUGAGAUCUUGCAGAAAUGUCCUCAUUUUCUGUUUUGCUGUAUGGGCUCUGGUGGGAUGUUGUUGGCUCUGUUGUUUGUUCACCAAUUUGUAUAUUAUGUUACCCUUUACUACUGUAAACAGUAAAGAUAGUUUGGUUAAAAAAAAAAAGAAGAACAUUAUGGUGAAAGAGUGUGGCAGAGGGAAGCAGCUCACAGGUGUGAUCGGGAAGCAGAGAGAGAAGCUCCACUAGCCAGAUACAAAUAUGUACCCCAAAGCCACACCCCAAUUUCCACCUCCUCUAGCCACACCCUACCACUCCAGUACACUCAGUUAAUCUCUAUCAGGAGAUUAAUUCACUGAUUGGAAUAAGACUCUUACAACACAAUAAUUUCUCUGAACCUUCUUGCAUUGUCUCAUAUGCGAGCUUUUGGGGAAAACACUUCACAUCCAAACCAUAACACUACCUUCUUUGAUGACUAGGACAGAUUUACUUCAGGAUGAGAAUGCCAUUCCUGAGGGAUAUAUAUAUUGUAUGUGAUAGGAAGAUGACUUCAUCAUUCCUCUCCUCAUUUAUGCCUCUGGCUUAUUACAACAUAAAGACUGGCCAUAAACCUAAGGGUCCCUGAAAAUAAACAGAAUCCCUUCCUUAGUUUUCCUGCAAAGUCUGGGGAUGAGUCUGGGAGACUUCAGAGAAUGGUAAUAAUAUAUCAUCUACUGAGGACUUGGUCUGAGAGCUUUAUUUUAGCCUGACAAUAUAUGGAGAGUAGGACCUAGUCCUUUUUUGGAGUUUAGUGCUAGUAGAGGUGAUGAUUAAUCAAAUACGUGUGUGUGUGUGUGUGUGUGUGUGUGUUAUACAUAUAUAUAUAUAUACAUACACAUAUAAGUAUUUAAUAAACUGAUGAUUGCUAUAAAUUAAAUGUAUGAUGUACUUUGAAAACAGUAGACACUGUCUUGUUUCUUCCAAACCUCCCUACAAGUUUUUAAGUUCAGUACUGUCAUUAGGUGAGGACCAGAACUCUAAAAGGUUAAGUAACUUGCUUGAAGUUAUACAACUAGAAAUUAGCAAGGCUGGGACUUGAAGCCCAAUAUAUUCUACUCGAAAGGAUGGGUGCUAAUCAUUCCGAGUUUCCAAUGGUCUACUUCAUAGUGGGGAGAUUGAAAUUAGAAUUUUUAAAAGUAAAUCCUAGUUGGGUGGCAUUCCCAAUUUUGUUUCUAGUCUGAUUCCAUGGGAAAAGAAGGCUGCUUUGUGGAUAAUAGAGGGAUACCUUGCUCCAGAAAACAUAUUGGUUUUCCCCUGACUAGGAAUAAAACCAAUUUAGUGUUAGGCUGUGCAUACAGAACUGUUGAGAAAUUUCAGGGGUGAAUGGCUGCAACAUCUCUCUUUUGAAUCUACCAAUUUUUGUUUCAGAGUAAGGCUUACAAAACAGUUGGCUUCACUAUCGACUCUUCUCACAUUUUCACUGAUUUUUACUUGCUUUCCCAAUAAGUUCCUUUUAAAUUUCUUUGUUUUCCUUCUUGAAUUUUCAUUAAAUAAUGAAUAUAUCAAGUUCUAUUGCCAGACUCAUACUAUAAGCACUUGAAAGAGUUAAGAAAAAAAGGAACAGUAUAGAAAAGGCUUCUCCUGUAAAUACCUGUAGUCUCCCACAAAACCAGAACUUAAGCCCUAAGUGUUUUCUAACCAAAACAAAAAAUACUGAUGUGAAGUAUUGUCAUUUUCCCCUUUCCCUGUUUGUUUCUUGACUCAUUCUCCCUUAAGUUAUUAUAUCUGCUGAUGAGUAGAAUCCUACAGCGUAUUCCAUUCUUGUCAGCUUUCCUAUAGGAAAGAAAUGCAGGUUUAAACACCUUCAUUGGAGUGACAGCAUUGUAUUUU